UCUUCUUGUCAUUCCUCUGCAGGUAAAGGCUUCGUUGAAUCUUCUUUCUCUUUAUUAUGUCUUUCUUUCUUAGAUCUCAAAAGUAGAGUGAUUGAUUAACCCUAAUUAAUCAAUUGUUCUUGGAUAAUACAAUUUCACCUAAUGAUUGAUUGAGAUUAUCACCACCGGAUCUGAUAACUGCCGUCUGUCUGUGAAUUACAAGAAAUUGAAGACGACGAUUCGAUCUUUGCUUCUUUGGGCAAAUUAGAGAUGCAGGCAUCAUCACGAGCGAGACUGUUUAAGGAAUACAAAGAGGUUCAGCGUGAGAAAGUAGCUGAUCCAGAUAUUCAAUUGGUGUGUGACGAUACCAACAUUUUCAAAUGGACCGCUCUUAUCAAGGGACCGUCUGAGACGCCUUAUGAAGGCGGAGUUUUUCAGCUUGCAUUUGCUGUUCCUGAACCGUAUCCUCUACAACCUCCUCAAGUUCGAUUCUUGACCAAGAUAUUUCAUCCAAAUGUGCACUUCAAGACAGGGGAAAUAUGCCUCGACAUACUCAAGAAUGCGUGGAGUCCCGCUUGGACGCUUCAGUCCGUUUGUAGAGCCAUCAUAGCAUUGAUGGCUCAUCCUGAACCGGACAGUCCUCUUAACUGCGACUCAGGUAAUCUUCUUAGAUCUGGGGAUGUGAGAGGGUUCAAUUCAAUGGCAAGCAUGUACACACGCCUCGCCGCUAUGCCUAAAAAAGGAUGAUGAUACUCUCUUUUCGAUUUCGUUAAUGAUAAAAUGAUUUGCGACAAGUGAAGAAUACAUUAUUUCAGUUUACAAGCAGAUGUUUCUUCUUCUUAUUAUUAGUUUACAGUUUUACCAAUAUUACAAUUGGACAUGUCAUGUCCACCGGUUUAUGUAAGGAAUUUGUCAAACCAGUCUGAUGACUCUUUGAUCAUAAAACUCGUCACUUCGUGUC
Messenger RNA from Camelina sativa (false flax), 940 nucleotides. Its product is annotated as ubiquitin-conjugating enzyme E2 PEX4. Lineage: Eukaryota; Viridiplantae; Streptophyta; Magnoliopsida; Brassicales; Brassicaceae. The record is from RefSeq and is a predicted model, not a curated record.